Drosophila guanche is the source of this 1444-nucleotide messenger RNA. RefSeq names its product adenosine 3'-phospho 5'-phosphosulfate transporter 2 (gene Papst2). The coding region runs from base 162 to 1340 and encodes 392 amino acids. Lineage: Eukaryota; Metazoa; Arthropoda; Insecta; Diptera; Drosophilidae. The transcript is spliced from 3 exons. The record is from RefSeq and is a predicted model, not a curated record. Gene Ontology annotation, molecular function: 3'-phosphoadenosine 5'-phosphosulfate transmembrane transporter activity. Gene Ontology annotation, biological process: transmembrane transport. Gene Ontology annotation, cellular component: endoplasmic reticulum membrane; Golgi membrane.
UGACUGAAGAGCAUGAAGCAACUAUAUUUAUUUUUGCAGAAGAGCGACAUGUCAAAACAAUCUUAUAAACGUGGUAUCCCUCAUAAUUCGUGGCAGUAAUCUACGCGGCAAGCAGACAACUCGACUCUGUGAUACAGACACAAUCUUGGAGUGAGACAAGAAUGGGUGACGGACAAGCCGGAAGCGUUAUCAACAUCAACGGGAGUGCGGGUGGGCAGCUGCCAGCGACAGCGAAUUCUCCGACCUUGACGCGAAAGUCUUCUGUAGCGGAACUGCCGCCGGAACUGCGGAUCCUGUGCUUUGACCUGACACACUACAACCGGACAACGCAGUUUCUGCUGAGCUGUGCAGGCGUCUUCAUACUCUACAUACUUUAUGGCUAUCUGCAGGAGCUCAUAUUCACAGUGGAGGGAUUCAAGCCGUACGGCUGGUUCCUCACGCUCGUCCAGUUCGGAUACUACAUUGGCUUCGGCUUGGUGGAACGCCGCCUGGAGGCCUACAGGACGGGGAGGCGUUCAUUGUGGAACGUUGAGCCAGCGCCACGUUGCAUUCCAAUGAAAACAUACCUGGUUCUGGCUGCUCUGACUUUGGGCACCAUGGGCCUGUCCAACUCCAGCCUGGGCUACCUCAAUUAUCCCACCCAAGUGAUUUUCAAGUGCUGCAAGCUGAUUCCAGUGCUUGUGGGCAGCAUCCUCAUACAGGGCAAGCGAUAUGGACCUCUGGACUUCGCGGCUGCCAUCUGCAUGUGUAUCGGUCUGGCCUGGUUCACUCUGGCCGACUCCCAGAUGACACCCAACUUUAAUCUCCUGGGCGUGGCCAUGAUUUCGGGUGCCCUGCUGUGUGAUGCGGCCAUCGGCAAUGUCCAGGAGAAGGCCAUGAGGGAGCACAAGGCGCCCAGCAGCGAAGUGGUCUUCUAUUCUUAUGGAUUGGGUUUCGUAUAUCUCUUUGUGGUCAUGCUGAUUACUGGCAACUUUUUCAGUGGAUUCGCUUUCUGCUUAGAGCAUCCCCUGCAAACCUUCGGUUAUGGGUUCCUAUUCAGUCUCUCCGGCUAUUUGGGCAUACAAUUCGUGUUGGCGCUGGUGAGAAGCAGCGGUGCCCCCAUAGCUGCGACAGUGACAACCGCUCGCAAGGCUGUGACCAUUGCCUUUUCCUUUAUGCUCUUUAGCAAACCCUUCACAGUGCAAUAUCUUUGGUCUGGCCUGGUAGUUGUGGUCGGCAUCUAUCUCAACGUAUACAGCAAAAAGAAAAAACUGACGUUUGCAGACAUCCGCUCUAGAUUCAAGCAAUUCGGCUCCAGGCUGCCUCGUUCGCCAAGUCGCAAAUUCCUCAUCGAAGUAUAAUUAGAAUACCAAAAAUAAGCACGAAUUUUGAGUCAAAUCGGAACAACCGCCUUCUACACGAAAGCUAUGUACUACAAUUACUUAAUUAUAUACUAUACAAAUCA